AUGGGAGCAGAGAGCAUUCGCGGCACAAAAUCAUCUACUUCUUCACCUUCUCAAACCACCCGCCUUCGAGACCCUACAAAGAACCGAACAUUCAUUGUCACCUCCACACUAAAUAUACCACAGCGCAAAUUUCCACCAACCAGAGUCAAAGUUUGCAUCUUUAAUUCGCUAUCUGCUUCUGGGAACCACCGUGAUCAAAGCGAAGGCGGGGACUGGGACGGGAUGGACGAUAUGGCGUUUUGCAACGCUAUGCUGGACAUCUUUACCGAGCCAUUCAACCAGGACCCGCUCGAGGGUCGCCUUAUAGCCAAUCUGGAUAUCAGCAUUCUCGACUUCAAUACCAUACCACAAGAUCUACAUACCGUUGAAAAUAUAAAAACAAUGAUACGUCGAAUAGAUACUAUCGACCCGUUCCGUAUCUCCAACGAGGCCCUCCCGACCCAGGGGGGGCCGACUACCGUAACAGAACCAUAUUCUACUCAGACUUCGGAGCCGAGCGUGCUCCAAAGUCCGACGACAGAUGUACCCCAGGAUUUAGAAAUGGGUUUGGAACCAGGGGCUCCGGGACGACAACCUCAAACCCCACCCACCGUAGCACCAGAAACGAAACCAGAAAAAAGACCGAAAUCCAAAAUCCACAAAUGCAAGGAACAAGACUGUGAAUUCGAAACAUCAUGCUUGAGGAUAUACGGAAUGCAUGCGAAAAACGUUCACGGAGCCAAAUCCUUUAAGUGCCCGGACUGCGGCACGCAGUCUGCUAGGAAAGAUAAUCUGUCAAGUCGAGCACAUGCUAGAAUAUGCAAAAUGAAACAGGAGAGGGAGAGAGCUAAGCGGUUAAAAGAAUCACAGGUUAUUGAGGACGUCGAUACCAGGACCGAAAAGCGAGUGUGUCUAUCCGAUGUGCGGGAUGACAAAGUCUCUCCGUCUAGUAGAAGUUCGACUCCUGGGACCGACGUUUCAAGACAACUGGAUUUGCCGCAAAGUGAGAUAGGAUGCCAGAGACCUGACGGUAGAUUAGAUGAGAAUAACCUGGUAGCGGAGCUGAAAGCUAGGUUAGUAGCAUAUGAGGAAGAGAAUAAACGAUUGAAAGAGAACGAUAGGAAGAUGUUGAAUAGGUUGAAAAAUAUAAAAAGGAAAUCGGAAGAGAUGGAAACUGAAUUAGAUCAGGCACGUCAGGACCGGGAUCACUUGUACGAGCGCUGCAAACAGUAUGAAAGCAGGAAACGGUGGAGUGAUGAGCUAGAGUAG
Molecule: messenger RNA, 1248 nt
Organism: Orbilia oligospora ATCC 24927
Lineage: Eukaryota; Fungi; Ascomycota; Orbiliomycetes; Orbiliales; Orbiliaceae
Exons: 3
Coding region: 1-1248 (415 amino acids)
Source: RefSeq, a predicted model, not a curated record